CCAAGGACCAACUGUCAAUCAAAUAAAUAGUAUGGUUGCAGAAAAACAGGGUUGAUUGGUUGGGUUAUUAACGUCUGUUUUUAUUAAAAUUAUAUUGUUAAGUACCAAUUUUCAUGAAUCGAUAUUACUUAAACAUUUUCAAUGUUGCAAUAGUCCAUAAUCCUAAAGUGUAAAAUGAAAUCAUGGCCUCUACAGAGUAUAAUUGGUUGAGUCGUAAAAGAGGUAAACAAAAUGUUAUAUUGUUUAAGUUAGACACAAAUAAAAGCAAUGAAGAUAACAUCAAAGACAUAAUACAAGGGUUGUAUUUGAAUAAACCAUUCCAAAAUGAUAUUUCACCCACCAACAAGAAUGUGCCCACAGAGUUUAAAUCGGGUUUAAGAGGCAUGCAAAGAAAUAGUUCUGACAGCUGUAGAUUGUCCUACUUAAAUGCCUUAGUCACACUUUUAUGUAAGGAAGACCGAAAUAAUUUGGGAUUUACCACUGAUGAGUUGAUGACAUGUAUUCGUGUGAGUCUUGUGGAUGAAUCUAUGGCCUUAAGAGCAACUGCUCUUAGGGUCCUACGAUAUUUAAUUAAAACUGAAAAUGAUGUGGCUACAUUUAACCACUUGAAGCUCUCUUACCUGGUAGCCAGAUCAAUGGAUCUAAUGUUGCGCAACGAGGAAGAGAGAGCCCAAGCACUAAGAGUGGUCCGGCGUAUAGUAGCGGUGGUGGGUUCUGGCGAACAGUCAGUGUGCCGCGCGCGGUCCGUGUUUGUGGAGCCCGGCCUGCUGCGGUGCCUCGCCGCCGUGGCCAGAGCGGGCAGCUCCGGCGACGGCGCCGACCGCCUGUCCAGACCUGCCGUGGCUACACUGGCUGAGAUAUGUGUGUUAAAUCCUGACUUAUUUAUAAUGUGUGGCGGAGUGAACGCAGUCACAAGGCAGCUUGCAGAAUGCGCGACGCCGCGAAUGGCGGAAGCACUGUGUGGAGUCCUACUACAUACGCUCAAUGAUCCCAUGUCGAGGGCUUCGGCACGGAUCGACCUAACUUACCUCAAUUCUCCAUAUUGUGACUUCCACUUUAGACCAGCCGGCACGGAUACCAGUAGAGAUGAACGAGAGAUGCGGUUUACGUGCAGUCGGUUGGCGUUGCUCUGUGUCCUGCGGAGUUGGCCGGGGCUGCUUCACUUCUGCCACCCGCACAGUUCGGGCGGGCUUAGGGCGCUCAUAGCUGCCUUAUAUCUACCGCGCCUAGAAGUCAGAAAAGCCAUCUUGGACCUCUUAUACGAACUUGUAGGACUACCGCAGCCAGAGUGGACAGACGAGAUUUCUGUUGCUUUGGAUGCUGUAGACCCAUCAGAUUUUCAAGACUCAUGGCGGCUUAACGAUGGUUUCGUCGCCGCCGAAGGCACUGCCAUAUUACCUCAUCUUAGCGCUACGGGACCUGAUAUCACUGAGAUCCAUUUAGCUCUAUUACUUCAAUGCUUCCUAGAGGCUGGAUUACUAGAUGGACUCGCGGAAGUGAUAGUGACGAGUGACACGUUCAUAUCCGUGAGGGCGACAGUGUUGCUAGGUCAACUGUUGCACUUAAUACACCUGUUCCUACCUCCUCAAAUAUGUAACAUAACCCCAGCGUUGCCAUCGCUGCUGUCGCAGGCAGCGGCGGGCACGCCCGCGGCCUUGGCAGCCGUGGCGGCGCUGAGAAGGCUCCACGCCAUGCUCGAAGCGCGCCCGGCCAGCUGCAGUCUCUUCCUAGACCAUGUCCUACAGUACUGCAGCGGCGCUUACACUGAAUCCUACCGUGAGGACGACGCCAAGAGCCGCAAGGAAAAAGACAACGCCAGCAUGGCCAAGCCGAAAACCCUCCAUAAAGAAAACAGCAUAGAGUUCCUAAACGAAUCUGACAAUGAAAACGAACAAAAGAGACACAGCGUCGGCUCCAGAGCUGACGUCGCAAACAGGAAUGUGAGUGCGUUAGUGAAAAGCAAAAGUGUCAGUUCUCGGACUAGUGCCGCGGUGAGCAAAGUGACUAAAUCGGCGAAAUUCUUUAACCUGUUUGAGCGUGAUAGUGACAAUUUGAUUCGAUGUACGUUAGUCAUGCAGAACAAGGAUGGCAACACAUGGGAUUGGGAAAUUAUAAGGACAAUAUUGAAGGAAAACGACAGUAGCCCCCUAGUGAACUUGAACGACAGCGGUCACAAAGCGUGGGCGGGCCGCAUCAUCAGCUACCUGAAGCCGUCCUCCAACAAGUACUCUCACUCCGACCUGUCCGCCACCGCGCACGGCCACUCCGCCACGCGCGCCGGCUGCCAGCUCAUCCGGCAUCUGCUGAGGCAGAACGAUGCUGAUUGUCAAAGGCUUUUAGAAGAUUUAUUUCUGGACGUGAGCCGGCAGAUUAAGGCCAUAGAGACUGGCCUGAAAGCCCAUGGAUGUCUGUUCAGCCCGCAGCACAUGUGCAACACCAUGUGCCAGAUGUAUUUUCUCUUUAUUGGUCAGCUUUGCCAUUCCCAUUCUGGUUUGAGACUGUUCAAACAAACGGGAUUGUAUGAGAAUCUUCUCGAGCUGUCAACAAAGACCCACCACAGCUGCUAUGUGAAGUUAGUCAUAUCGAGUUUAGAUUAUACCCUCGAUUCAUACCCUCGCGACAUUCUUGCCAAAACCCUCACAUGCAAUAUCCAGGCUUCCAGACUUUACACUACCCAGUUCCUAAAUGUUUUGAUGCGGGCGUCGCGAAAAUCCCGUGACUUAGUGCGCAGGAAGUCUAAGUUGAAGAAAAAUUUCGUUCAAGAACAUUUCAAGUCUACGCAAAGGGACGAUGAUGGCCAUGGAGUGGACAUGGAUACCUGGCUUUUACAAGUUUUGGUAGGACAAGUGAAAGACGAGUCCAAGCAGGUGGUGAAGUGUGCUCUCGCUAUUUUGGAAGAGGCUUAUAGUGUUCCUGCAUAUUUCGAGAGAUUAAUAGCGAUGAGGGACACACUUUGCCAAAACUGCCGGCUAGACAAAGACGGCGACCCUGCUUCGUUCGAUCUGGCGUGUGUCGGGGACCGUGGGUACUUAAUAUGGCUCGGACUGGAAGUCGCUGCUGCCGCGAACGCACCGGAUUCCAAGACCAUGGCCUUUCUUAACAAACACAUGGAUUUUUGGACCAAAUCGUAUAAUUAUAGAUACGCGCGUCUAGUGGAAGCGGGCGUCCACGAGGCCCUGACCCUGAGCUGCGGCGCGCGCGCGGCGGGCGCGGGCGGCGCGCGCGCACGGCGACCGGCGCGCGCGCCGCCGCACCUGCACGCCGCCGUGGUGGCGCGCACGCCGCGGCACACGGCGCGCGCCUUGCUUGCUGCUGUUCUACACACGCAUUAUAAGAUUUUACAACGUAAGAAAUGCGGAACGGAGCAAGAGGCUGCCGAUUUAAAGGCGUCGCUGUGGGCAGUUGGAAACACCGCAGUAACUUCAACCGGGCUACAGCAACUGAUGAGCCUAUCCAGUGGCUAUCUAGAAGAUUCUGUUUUGGUUCAUAUUGUGCGGUUGGCAAAAUACUGCGCAGUGUAUUCAGUACGAGCGACGGCGUUUUACGUUCUAGGGCUCAUUGGCAGUACUUACGAUGGCGCUAAUCUGCUAUCUGAACUAGGUUGGCUCUGCGUACGACACACAAGACACGACCAAUUCCCGGUGAUACCCGACGAAACUUACCCAUCCGUUUUCGACUCUCUCGGGUUCCUCACGUCACCCAACCGCCGACACCACUAUGACACCGAGGCCAGUGAGCAAUCCGACCACACUGACCAGAGCAUGGCGGAGAGCCAUUCCGAUAUAACCAGACAUCUUAACAAAGUCACUUCCAUACUAACCGAGCCAGACUUGAAAGGCCACGACGUCGUCGAUCAUAAGACGUACGAGAGAAGAGAACCUGACAAAAGAAAGUCGCACACCCUCCCAACACAGGGAUGUUCUAGUACGCACGAUCGACCAAUGCUUUCGGAAUCGAGAACCGUCGAUAUACUGAGAGAUUGUCCGAAUUUCGAACGGCAAGGGCAUCGCGAGAACAGACUCGUGAUUGGUAGAAUGAACUCGUUGGAGCAUGCGCACGAGGGGCGAGUGAGGAAUACUAGCGAGUCUAGUACCAGCGGCGUGAGCAGUUGCGACUCGUUCCUCGGGAAAUACGCGAUUCCCGACAGAGUGUUGACUCUUAGCCCCAUUCCGAGCUCGUCCAGUUUGUACGGCAUGAAAAGUAGCAGCAGUUCCCAACGACACAGAAUAUCAGAACUGCAAAGGAGGACAUCCACUUCAAGUUUCACCGGACCGGAUGUCGCCAGUUCACCGCCAAGCCAGUUAGAUAUAACUGGAUAUGCCACACUUAAGUCUUUGAAUAGGCAUAGAAGGCCUCACUUGUCUGAGAGUGCAGCGACUGGUUCGAGCGAUUUGGACGAUUUGAGCUGGCUGCUCACCGACACCAACCGACGAUCGAAACCGUUCUCUUCGUUACGUGACCGAGCGAAGUCCACAAGGGAACGAAUGACUAAAUUAAGCCUGCUGGAGUACGACUGGAAGCCGCUGAGCAGCGCGGAGCCGGCGCGGGCCGUGCCGCCGUCGCCGCUGGCGCCGCCCGCGCGCCCGCCGCCCGCGCCGCACCCGCCCGCCUACAUCGGCAUCUGUCUGCCUGAGAACCUCUCAGAUCUCUUCCCCAGAGAUAACGAAAGUAAAGCGGACGAAGCAGACUACAAGACGCCGAGACGCAACAGAGUGCCUUCGUUGUUGGUGGACUCAAGUACAAGCACCGACAACAAGUCGCGGGCCACGCCGGACAGUCAGAAACUCACUUCCUUUAAAGAAAUCGCAUCUGUCUGCGGCAUUCGCGGUAACGAGGCUGUGACGAAUACAAUUUUGACAGUUCACCAAAAUACCAAAGAGAAGGCCUCCAAGACCAUAGCCAGUGUUGUGGAAGAAACCGAAACCGUCCCUGCUGAGGGUUCCAGUGGCGUGAAAGAGAAAGGUGACGCGAACGAAGGAGAGGUCCGACCUGUGGAGGGUCAGAAUGCGAAGGAAGAUAAUAGUCUGAGCUUAGUGACGUCACGGCCGACCAAGUGGAAGUGGAAGCACUCGGCUGCGGAUUGCUUGGCGUGCGUGAGGACGCGGCCGCCUAGUUCGCACGAGUUGAGAGAAGCUUUCUUUGCCCCUACAACCGACAAUAGCCCACCAAGCAGCCCUCCGGCCGAAAACAGCCCGCGGCAAGAUAUACUACAGCAAGUGCAUUACAUGUCAAACCCUAUCUACCUCCGACAGACACGUUCUACCCUUAUAUCGCUGAAGCAGCGUCACCCCGAAGUGUUCCGAAGCGCAUGUGUAUACUCCGACGUAAGCGCUAUGCUAUCCCGAGACACCUACAUGCUGUGCGCCCGACGCUUCCUACAGGAACUGUUCCUAGACACCAGUUUCCAGUGCUUCGCCCAGGAACCACUGGCCUUGUUCAAUAGACACUCCACCGUAAGAAACGAUAACAAUCUCGCCGAAAAGCACACGGAAAAUACGCGAAACUCGUGAAGGCUGAAACUCUUAGUUGUUGUACGUAUAAUCUAUGAAUGAUUUACUCUGCAUUGUUAUUUCUGACAUGGGUUUAAAGAUUCUCCAUGAAGGUAUGGCAAAAAAAUUCAACUUCAAAGUCUUCAAUUUUGAUUGAAAUUAAAAGCUGGUAGAUAAGUGUUUAUUAGUCCAGAUUAAGUACUACCAGAUCGGUUUUUAUGAAUCGCUUACCCUGAUUACCUUCAAUUGUCAUAAGUAUUGACUAUGCUAGGAUCUUGUUAAUAACGUAUUCAAUAGGUAUUUCAGCCGUAAAAUUGUAAAUUAAGUGAAAUUCACUGUAAAAAUUUUAAAUUAGCCGCGUAUUUCAUUUUGUAACAUUUUUAAAGUGGUGUUUGUUAGAAAAUAUGAACAGAUUUAACAAUAAAAUUAAAAUAAAAUGGCCAAGAUUAGAAGAAUUUAUGGUAAAGCAUGAGUAUAGAUGCUGCCUUCCUCUUGAGUAAUGUUUACAAUAAAUUCAACAUAAAUCAUCAAUCAUCGUAAAUAGUUGCCAUUUCCUUUUAGUGACUUGUGUCAUUAUAUUGUUGAAGUGUUAUAUUAUACUAUGUUUUACCUGUUCGUAUUGAGAAUUGUCCUUAUCAGUUCCCUAGUCGUGUUGAAGUUGAAAUGCGAUGUCGGAUUCGAUACAGAAUUUGCUGUAUAAGUCAAAGUAAUAUAUGUCAUAUCUACUAAUUGUUGAUUAUAUAGAAUUAGUUUUGGUACGACUUCCUAUUAGUGUAUUCUCGAUAUUGUGUAUGUAUAAUUUAUAAUAAAAAGUGAUUACAUGUGUUGAGUGUAUUGUUACUAUAUAUAAAUAAACCAAUUGUAUUAUAAACGAAUUUUCACAUGAAUUUGCAAAUUUUAAUAAUAUGUAUUAAGCUAUUAGGUAUUGCUUAUUUUAUAAUUUAUAUUAUUUUAAGGUAAGGUAUUAUAAGUCCGUGAUUAAAAUGUCCUAGAAUUCUUCCCACUUAUAUAGUUAAACAUUAUUUUGUGGGAUUUUCUUUUUGUUCUUUCUAACAAAUUAUAAACUAGGUAUAUUCUGUUUUAGGACAGGUAUAUCUAAUUUUGCAUUUUUUAUAACUUUGUAUAAUACUUUCCUUAUGAUCGCCGACUGAACCCUAUCCAUUCCCCUCUCCCUCCUUACUUUAAGUGAUGUAUCCUAGUGAUGUAUCCCACCUAACGAAUAACGCAAACUGUUUCCUAUUAUAAUUAAUCAUAUUUCCUAAUAUCAAUGGAGAUAUAAUUUUGUAGAACUACCUACACUAUUGUGUUCAAUUUGUUGUCUUAUACUUUUUGCAUUUAAUUUAAUUAUUUUUCACAUUAAAUCGUUGUUAUUUAUCUGAACAGAAAAGGAGUAACGGUUUAUGUUAUAAUUCUAAUGAUGAUAUUAAUAAGGAUUAGAAAGUAUGAUGUCUCAAUUAUUAUUUGUUACAUCGAUGACUUGUUAAUGUUCAAAGUAAUAUGUAGGUUAGGUUAGACUUUGUUUUAGUUGUAUCAAGUGAACUUUCUGACUAAGAAAGUCUGCAAGAUAUACUACAGUAUUUUUAGAGACACCUGUCGUAGCCUACUUUUGCAUUUAAAUAUCCUAGCAUUAUUUACCAUAGUCAUAGAGUUCCGUUUUAGGUUCAAAUGCUAGUCUCGCUUAACCGUAUUUUGUAUUAUCUAACUAACAUUGGCUCGCGAAAAAUCUUCAUAUCAAUAAUUGGUUAAAUAAUGUUGAAGUUAUUUUUGUCUUCUUAACUUAAUUUCUUGGGAAAAAAAACAUCUGAACUGCCUGCGUUUGAUGAUGUCAUGUCAAGACUAAUGUAAGUUCAGUGCCCUAAAACUAAUUUCAAAUUAUAUAUUGUAAUUUUUAAUAUGGAAAUAAAAAGAAAGGAAAGACUAAAUGACUCCGUUUGAAAUUAAGUGGCUUUACUGUUAAAUAUAUUUAACUUUAAAGGCUUUACCGAACCAAGUCAAUGUCAUGUCAU
Molecule: messenger RNA, 7495 nt
Organism: Amyelois transitella
Lineage: Eukaryota; Metazoa; Arthropoda; Insecta; Lepidoptera; Pyralidae
Gene: rictor
Product: rapamycin-insensitive companion of mTOR
Exons: 24
Coding region: 183-5510 (1775 amino acids)
Biological process (GO): TORC2 signaling; positive regulation of phosphatidylinositol 3-kinase/protein kinase B signal transduction
Cellular component (GO): TORC2 complex
Molecular function (GO): protein serine/threonine kinase activator activity
Source: RefSeq, a predicted model, not a curated record